AUGAAUCUUGCUGCGCCGACUCUAACCACAGACGACCUCCCCCUGUCUGAGUCCGAGAGAAUAGCCUGCUCAGCCAAAUCAUGGGGUGGUCUCAAACCAGACAUUAUAUAUGGAUCACCGGAUCUUAUAUCCGAAGGUACGACAACCAAAGAGCGAGUCUUGUUCAAGGGCGGCCGACGUGUCAAGCGACGCAGAACACUCCGGUAUGACUGUUUCAUCUGCCCCGACGACCCCGACAGCGAGCUCUGA
Molecule: messenger RNA, 249 nt
Organism: Penicillium samsonianum
Lineage: Eukaryota; Fungi; Ascomycota; Eurotiomycetes; Eurotiales; Aspergillaceae
Exons: 1
Coding region: 1-249 (82 amino acids)
Source: RefSeq, a predicted model, not a curated record